Molecule: messenger RNA, 1092 nt
Organism: Planococcus citri (citrus mealybug)
Lineage: Eukaryota; Metazoa; Arthropoda; Insecta; Hemiptera; Pseudococcidae
Product: speckle-type POZ protein-like
Exons: 1
Coding region: 1-1092 (363 amino acids)
Biological process (GO): proteasome-mediated ubiquitin-dependent protein catabolic process; regulation of proteolysis
Cellular component (GO): cytoplasm
Molecular function (GO): ubiquitin protein ligase binding
Source: RefSeq, a predicted model, not a curated record
AUGGCCGAUGUGAACGCAGUAAACAUUCCUCAUGACGAUUCCGUUGACAUAAUUCUACCGGAAGUACGAUGUUUCACCAAAGUUCGAAACGUUAAGUGUAAAUUCACUUGGAAAAUUCAACACUACAAGACAGCCUGCGGUAAAAAAGGCGUUAUACUGAAAUCGCUCCCUUUCUCGGCUACAAACGAUACUUGUAAUUGGUUUCUAGAGCUUCAUGCUAAAGACGACGAUUAUAAUUAUUUGGGAUUAUAUCUAAAAGCGUACAGUAUCGAUGAAGUAUCAAAAUACGGUCCGUUGGCGGGUGAUUUGAAAUUCUCCAUAAUUAACAACGAAGGUCAAGAAACUACCACCAGAAAAGAAGAUUUCUCUGUAACCACAUCUAAAACACAUCAUUGUUUCGAAUAUUUUAUUAAAAACGACGAGUUAUUAAAUAACGAGAUUAAAUUAUUACCGCAAAAUACGCUGACGAUUUUGUGCGAAGUUAAUUUCGUCAAACACGAGAGUAAGAUCGACUUCCCCGAGCAAUAUUGUUUUACGGAUUCCGAAACCGACGAUGUAAAUCCUUUGACGGAAUUUGAAAAAUUAUACACCAAAGAAGAUUACAGCGAUAUAACGAUUUACGUUAAUGGUAAACCGUACCCAGCGCAUAGAACCAUUCUCGCAGCUCGUAGUCCUGUAUUCGCUGCUAUGCUGAAACACAAUACGAAAGAAAAUCAAUUAAGUCGUAUCGACGUGAAGGAUAUCGACGAACAAGUUUUUCUCGAAGCGUUACGUUUUAUUUAUACCGGAAAAGUACAAGAUCUUGAAAUACUGGCUUUCGAACUAUUACCGGUCGCUGACAAGUAUGAUCUGAAGAAAUUGAAGGCGAAAUGCGAAAUCGUGUUGUUUUCGAAAAUGUCCGCGGAGACUGUGGUGAAAAUUUUAGUAUUGGCUGAUAUGCAUAAUGUUAAAUCUUUGAAAACUCGGGCUAUCGAUUACAUUAGAGCGUACUCGCUUAGUGUGGUGAAUUUAAUGGAUAAGGAAGCCUGGAAUGAUCUCACAUCUAGACCACAGCUGAUGAAGGAUAUACUCGAAUCGUAUAUGAAGAGGUAG